Molecule: messenger RNA, 2991 nt
Organism: Diachasmimorpha longicaudata
Lineage: Eukaryota; Metazoa; Arthropoda; Insecta; Hymenoptera; Braconidae
Product: A-kinase anchor protein 17A-like
Exons: 6
Coding region: 636-2816 (726 amino acids)
Source: RefSeq, a predicted model, not a curated record
AUUUUAUUUAUUUUUUUUAUCUAUAUUGGCAAUGAAGGUAUAAGUGAUUUAUGAAUAGAUUAAUUAUUCACUGUAUACCGCUGAGUCCAUUCGAAUCUCCCGCGCACAGCUAGGGGGAAAACCCCAGAACACGAAUUCUCAAGUGACGGGCUUCAGUGAGAAUUCGGUCGCCAGGAAACCUUCGACUUCUUCUAACCUCAACUUUACGAGUGUUCUAGAGUGUCGUAAGCCCGACCACCGAAGACCAACAAUUCGAAGAAAAUCCGAUGUAAAAUUACGAAAAACCGCAAAUAAAUAAAGAAGCAACAGUAAUUAAACCCGACAACACUAUCCGGCGGCUUUCGAAUGGUGAACGUAGCGAUAAUUCCCAGUAAAAAGGUUCAAAAUAAGUGAGAAAACGUGUGACAAUCGUCGUAAUUGUUGGUUUGAUAAUUCACGUCAACAAAUUUCAUCACUGAAGAUUUUGGAAAAAGCUCCGAAUGAAUUUACACACCUCUCUGCUGAGAAGUAUUCAGCUUACAUUCGUAGAAAGAUUAAUUACAAUUCAGUUGUAUAAUUGACUCCGCGAUGAGUAUAAAAAUUUCCUAAAUUAUUUCUCAAUCACCAACCUUAAUUGUUUCAAUAAAUGCGCAAGAAUGAGCGAUAACAGUGGAAAGGUAGGUGAAACUUCCAGUGGAGAGGUUGUUAAUGGAAUUCGGAGCUGUAGGGAUUUGAGUGAUAUUGUACCACUGUACGUAGCUAAGGGGCUCUACCUAAAACCAAUAGCCAAAGUAAAUGUGUCAGUAAAUCUUCCCCAAUUAAAAACCCCAGGAAAACCAAUAUCAACAUGGGAGGUUAUGGAGAAAAUUCGUCUGCUGAUACGUCCCGACGAAUUUGCCUCUCUCAAAGUCACCAAGAGUACUCUGGAGUUUGUGAGGCUGGAGGGAGAGUUGACAGACAGAAGCAGAUUGCAGAGGGCAUUGUCAAGGUUAGAGGGACAACGAAUAAAUCUAGCUGGCUUCUCAAAUGUUUUGAAAGUACGUGCCGUAGAGGCCAAGGAUGAUUUUCCAACAAAACACAGUUGGGACUCGUACUUUCGAGAUGCCAAACACAUGAAUGAACUCAAGCCUGGAGAGAGACCCGACACUGUCCAUAUUACUGGGCUUCCCGUCAAGUGGUUUAGUGAGGAUGAGGGCCAGGCACCCAGUGAGCAAAUACUCAUGAAGAUGUUCAAGAAGUGGGGAACACUGAGAAGAAUUGAUGUGCCUGCUGCUGACUCGUACAGAUCAAGAAUGAGAUUGGGAAAUAAUAUUCAGAAGUGCAGCUUUGGAGAUGGCAUUUUCUUUGAUGUUUAUGUGCAGUUUAUUGAGUAUAUGGAUUUUGUUAAGCUCAUGGAUUCACUCAGGGGAAUGAAGAUUAUAAAGAAGGAGGGGCAGAGUUGUCUUACUGCUCAAAUCAAGGUUGAUUUUGACAAGACGAAACACAUGAGCGACUCCUCAGUUGCUCACAGGGAAUUCGAAAGGAAGCGACUGAUUGCACAAGACAGUUUAGCAGCUGAGAAAUUGAGGCGGAAAGAGGAGGCUGAGGUGCAGAGAAGAGAGGAGCAAAAGAAAAAAGAGGUCGCCGACAAAGAUGCUAAAGAAUCAAGAAGGAGAAAACGAGAGGAGAAAAGAAAACGUAAAGCUUUGACUAGAUUUAGAAAGCAGGAGGAGGAUAAAGUGUCCCUGAAAAUAGCUAGGGAAGAGAGAAAACUAAUAAAUGCACAGAGACAACUUGAGAGCAUUCGUCUGCUUGAUGAACUAUUCGAUAGAAUUAAAACUAAAGUCGAGAAGAAAGAGAUUGUAAUUGGGGGAAUGAGCCAGGAGGAUCAAAAACCUGGUCAGAAGGCGGAUAAGGUCGAGGAGACGUCGAAUAAAUUGACAGACAGAGACGAUAAAAAGAUGGGUAAGAAAAAUAAGAAGCUGAAGAAGAAGAAAUCAAAGAAGGAGAAAAAACGAAAAAAAAAAAAUAAAAAAGACUCUGAAAGUUCUAAUGACGAUUCAGACGUGGAGACUGAUAAGAAGAAAUUGCGUAGUGCCUUGGGUAGCAAUAACACAAAUUCCAUGGAAGUUGAUCCUGAGCUUGCUAUACCACCGAUGUACCCUCGUUUUCCACAGCCAUGGUUUUACGAUGCAGCAGCCAUGCUCUAUCCACCAAUGAGCCGUGGUGGGGGUGGCCCCAUGAAUCGAUAUCAGCGCGGUAGGGGAAGAAGUUUUCCACGUCGUGGUGGUAGAUAUCCUCGAUCGAUGCGUACAUUCAACCCCCACAUGUACAACGAGCAGUACUACAAGUAUUUUGCUAAUCUAGCUGGAAUAGAUUACUACGAGAGUGAUUACAAUUCAAAGUCACGUUCGCGUAGUCGUGGCCGUAGCAGAUCGAGAAGUAGAUCCAGAUCGAGAAGAAGGACAAGGAGCAGAAGUUAUUCCAGAUCGAGAUCAAGAUCACGUGAGCACAGACGCCGAAGGAGGUCGUCAUCGCGCUCGAGGUCUUGUUCAAGAUCGCGAUCGAGACGCUCCAGGUCCAGGAAAAAAUCAAGAUCAGUGUCACGAUCGCCCUCGAGGGAGAGCAAGAGGCAGAGUCGGAGGAAACGGAGUAGAUCGAAAGUGAAGGUGACGCGUGCUAAAUCAAGAUCGACGACACCCAAGAGGAAAUCCAGGAGUAAGUCGUGGUCGAUGCCAAAAUCACCGAGGCAACGCAGCUGCUCAUGGUCCAAGAAUGUUGAUGAAGCUGUCAAGGGUAGUGAAGGGGGUAAAGCCACGAGUGAAUCUAAGACUGCUGACACUAGUAAACAAGUUUGACAUUCCUUUUGUCACAAACAUCAAAUCAUUAUUUUCGAAAUCUGACGAUACCUCCAAGAGCACUUGGAAUAAUGAGGUUAUCUUUCCUACAUCACUCAUUUAAUUUUUGUAGUGGAAUUUUCUUCUUGAAAUUGUAAUCGUACUGAUAAGUUGAAAUAUAAUUUUCUUUGACUAA